Messenger RNA from Oncorhynchus gorbuscha (pink salmon), 675 nucleotides. Its product is annotated as leucine-rich repeat-containing protein 30-like. Gene Ontology annotation, molecular function: protein binding. Bases 1 to 675 code for a protein of 224 amino acids. The transcript has 2 exons. Lineage: Eukaryota; Metazoa; Chordata; Actinopteri; Salmoniformes; Salmonidae. The record is from RefSeq and is a predicted model, not a curated record.
AUGGGUGCCAAGCAGUCCAAGGAGGAGGAGAUGAAGAGACAGGUGAGGAAGAGUGCCGGGCGUGAGGACAGCUUGACGUCAGUGGAGCGGAUCCCCAACCACACAUACAAACAGUGGGGCUACAGUAGGCUGAGCCUGGCCCGCCUCAGCCUCAAGGAACCCCCAGAGGAAGUGUGGGAUGUGACGAAGCUUGAGAAGCUCAAUCUGUCGUUGAACUGCCUACGGGCUCUGCCCCCUGCCCUUAGCAUCCUCAGCAACCUGGUGGUCCUCAACCUGAACCAGCUGACCAGCCUACCCCCGGAGAUCGGCCAACUCGGGCACCUCCGUGUCCUGUUCUGCUACCGCAACCGGGUGACUGAGGUCCCAGAGGAGCUGGGAAACUGCACUAGGCUGGAGGUCCUCAACUUGACCAACAACAAGAUAUCUGGCCUCCCUGCUUCCUUCACCAGCCUGACCUGCUUGCGCAAACUCAACCUCAGCCACAACAAAAUUGUUCACUUCAUCUACACCAUGAAGAGUCUGGUGUUCGUCCACCUGGCCUGCAACAGGCUGGAGUGCAUCGCCGAUAGCAUCGCCGAUAGCAUCGCGGCGCUGGUGGAGCGCAAGAUCCUCAUUGUGGAGGGAAACGAGAUCCACUCGCUCCCCAAGAUGAUCUGCUGCCUGACGCGCCUCUAG